AUGGCGCCGACCCAGUCGCUGCCCUCGGCCCCUGCGGGCGCAGCCGACGCGUCUGGCGACACGGCGAGACCCCUUCAGAAACGCGUCCUAGACCUCAACCGCGAGGCGGCGAGCUUGCUGGAGCAGCACAGCUCGGGCACCUCGAAGCGACCCCCUGCGGACGUUCGCCAGAGCCGUGCGGGGGGGCCCUUCGCCCUGCCACUAUCAGUCGAACCACAACUCCGCGAGCAGCGCCCGGCGUGUCCGGCCGAUCUCGACCGCGACCGCGCCCUCACCGUGAAGGUAGGUGAUCCCGCCAUGGCCCGGAACCUGCGCCGGCUCACGAACGAGGACCUAGUCAAGCGCGCUGAGGAACACCGCUGGCUGGCGGCUAUCACGGCCGUCCGACCGACCCUGGCCUCUAUCCAGUUCGUCGCGGCGAAAAUUCUGUGGUCAGGUGACCUGCGGCUCUUCCUCCGCAACGCCAAGGAAGCGGAGAUCGCGCGGACACACCGGGACGCCUGGAUUAAGGGAUUCGGCACCGCCGCACGGGUCGCCCUCGCCUCGUGGGGGGUGGUCGCCGCCGACAUGCCCAGCCAGGCCCUGGGCCCGUUGACCGAGGAAGCGGACCGCAAGCGGAUCGCGCAAGAACUCGUGGCCAAUAACUGUCACACGUGGGGUGAGUCCUGCGAGAUCACGUACGUGGGCUGGCUCGUUCGCCCCUCUCCGGGCAAGAAACGGUCCUCGAUCGUCAUUGAAUUUACCACGCCGUACCACGCGAACCGCGCCAUCAAGGCCGGGACCAUCUGGGACUUCCAGGUCUCGGAGACCGUCCUGUACGACCGGGCGUCUCGCAUUGUACGCUGCAACAACUGCCACCGAUACGGCCACAUAGGAAACAUCUGUCCGAACGAAACCGUCUGUGGCGCGUGCGCCGGCAAGCACUCGACUACUGCUUGCCGCGACCGUGACACCCCCAGGCUUGUGCCGAAAUGCGCCAACUGCGGUGGCGAUCACAUGGCCUGGCACAAGAAGUGA
Molecule: messenger RNA, 1017 nt
Organism: Aspergillus bombycis
Lineage: Eukaryota; Fungi; Ascomycota; Eurotiomycetes; Eurotiales; Aspergillaceae
Exons: 2
Coding region: 1-1017 (338 amino acids)
Source: RefSeq, a predicted model, not a curated record